CGGAAGCGGUUGUGCCGCGGAACGUCUUUUAAAUGCGGCGCGUAAAGUUUUUUAAACGUGAAUUAAAAUAUAUAAUUUAACUGAGAUAAAGUGAAACUAAAUAACAGUCAGUUGAAAUUAUAAAAAGAAAAUUUAACUAAAAUGUGAGAUUACUAUAAAAGCUCAGUGAACCCGGCAAACAAAUCAAAGUGAUUAUCCGGUGUAUAGGAAAAAUCCAUUUGUUUAUAUUUUUAAACUGUGCGUUAUCGAACGGAUGCCCGUUGGCCAUGUAGCUGAACCCAGCGAAACUUUGACUUGCACUUGUGACACACUCAUUUUCAUGCCCAUUUCCAUUUCCUUUUGAUCGCAUUGACUUAUCAGUGUGUGUGCACAAAAUGCACUCAACACAAUCGGCAUAAAGUACGGACCAAGUGAAUCAGUGAGCGAAAAUCCAUAAGGAAAUAGUGAUAAAAAUGCUUCCGAUUGGCUGGGCGAUCCUGCUGCUCCUGCUGCCCUUUGGCGUGGUGAGUGCUGUUCGCCAGCUGGAGGAGAAUCAGAGCACCAAGAACGAUCACCUGCACUCCACGGAGCGUCAGGUGCGAAGGCGAACCAACAAAAGCAAUGCCUCGGUGGACCAUCAGCGUCACCUGGCUGGAGGAGGAGGAGGAGCUAGGAAAAAUAGCCGGCGACCAACUGAGGCAUCUUCGGUGAGCCUGGACUCGGAUGACUACGAUUGGUUGGAGGCGGACACCAGCGAGGUCAUCGAUAGCUCCGAAACGGCGGCUUUGGGAACUGUGAAAUCAUCCGGAGAAUCGCCUGAUAUCUUCACAUGUUGCAAUCAGGUCUUCGGCUCAUGUCGCACAGCAUGCGAAAAUUUAUCUCUGGUUGAAUAUGCCACUGGCGGCACUGGGGAUAGUCGCGAGGAACUGCGCAAAUAUUGUCAACUCCACCAGGUGGAGUUCUGGACCUGCGUUAACCAGACCCUCGAUGCGGUGUCCCGUGGUGCUGACUGGUCGGGCAGGCGUUGCUGCCAAUUUGGGGUUCUGCCACAUUGUCGUAAUGCCUGCGCCUCCUCCAGCCGCUCACCUGUGCACACCUGCCGGCGUAGCGAUGAGCAGACGCUGUACGACUGCCUGGAGCGCCAGGAGGCGGCGGAUCAGUGCUGCGGUCAGGCGCGCACUUCCGAGUGUCUUGAGGCCUGUCGGGCUGUUUUUGAGCCCUCGAAUGACAACCAGGAUCAUGUGGACAUAAAUGGAGCCUGUGGAGAGCGCAACUUGGAUGUGGUGCAGUGCAUCCACAACCACACGGACAUGACUCCGCUGGCUAAUGCUGAGCAGUAUAUACCCUGCUGUGAGUACAGCAACAAGGAGCACUGCCGGCACACCUGCCGCAAUCUUCUUCGCCAGAACGCCACGAGGAUGGAGCGAAGUGAGGUGAUCUUCUCGCGUCUAGAGGCGGCGGGAUGUGGUUCUCCUCUCCCCCAACUUCCCUUCUGGCAGUGCUUUCUAACGGUCACAGGGAAACUGUAUGUACCAGGCGGAUCUGGAGGAGCAGGGGGUUCCCCCUCCCACACCCGCCUAGGAGGCAAGGGAGGAGCUCUGGGUGAACCCAAUCAUUUAGGAAUGGAUGCAGCUAAGAGGCAGUGCUGCGAGCAGGCCAGCAGCCACAAGUGCCGGCGUCUGUGCAACCAGAUCUUCACCAGCAACUGGUGGGAGGCAAGGUCCAGCUUUGAGAACGAGUGCAUGGAUCAGCCAGGGGAGAGGAACCUGCGUCGCUGCAUUGACAGUGUGGAUGCCCCAUGUGAAUUGGGGUGCCAGGGUCUCAGUUUCUGCUCCAACUUCAACAACCGACCGACGGAACUCUUCCGGAGUUGCACGCCUGAGCACGAUGCGGCGGCUCGAGAGGAUCUGCAGCUAUUACAGCAGCGAGGAACUGUGAGGGUCCUUGGACAAGAGCUCUUCAUCAAAAACACCAGUCGCUGUGCCCCGGAAAAGUGGCAGGCUCUGGUGUGUGCCCUCCAACUCAGGCCCUGCACUCGUGUGGAUCUCUUCAAUGGCAUCUGCAGCGAGGAUUGCCAUGAGCUCCUGGAGGAGUGCCUAGACUGGACGCGACAGCAUCAGAGACCCAAGGAUAUCUGCUCAAGGCUGAAGGAAAAGGAUGAAGAUGACCCAUUGCCGUGUAUUUCCCUGGAGGGUUACCUAAAGCCGGGGGAUUCCACUGCCGAGGAAUCCCAGGGCAUCACCUCGCCAUGCUCCAAGAAACCCUGCAACGGCAGCGAGGUGUGCAUCCUGCAGCGGGGCGGAAACCAAGGAUAUUCCUGCAUACCAGGCUGUAACCUGGGACAGGAUUCAAAGUUCUUUGUGCCCUUCGGCUCGUAUGUGCGGCUGGGAAAGAGUAACCACAAGAAAAUAGAGGUGGGUCAGUUGCCGCUGGCCGAGCACAUAGUCUGCUCUUGCGGAUUACAAGGUCGCCUGGAGCAGUGUCAACCUCUACCGAGUUACAGUCACGCCCAUUGCACCCUGCCAGGAGGCAGAAGCUAUCGCCAUGGCUCCUCCUUUUACCUGGAAUGUAAUCUUUGCAGUUGCUUUGCCGGCGAGAUCACCUGCACCAAGCAGCAGUGUCGCCUGCCGGGAUUCGCAGACUCCAGUUACACCAGUCUCCCGUGUAAUUGUCCUGCUCACUAUGUUCCCGUUUGUGGCUCUAAUGGGAAUACUUAUCCCUCGGCCUGCGUGGCCAAGUGCCAUAUGCCGGAGGGGGACUAUGUCUAUGGGGCCUGCAAUGCCCGGAAUGCCUGCCAGGCAGCAGGUCCAAAUAGUUGUCCCCAGGGAACUCAGUGCCUGGACAAGAGGAAGGUGUGCCUGGCCAGCAUGCAGAGGCCUUGCUUGCAGUAUGUGUGUGUCAACGCCACCGCCUCGAACUGCUCCUCCUUCCACCAGGGUGAGGUGUGCGACACCCAAGGACGCACCUAUCCGAAUGCCUGUGCCAUGCUGCGAGUUAAUCCCCAGGCUCAGGUAGCCUAUUGGUCUGCCUGUCAAUCCAGCAGGACGGCUGCCUCAGCAUCACCAGUUUGCGGCAUCAAUGGAGUUACCUACAAGAGCAGCUUUGCUGCCCGCGCGGAAUACGUGAUGGUUGACUAUGUGGGAAGGUGUCGAGAGGUCGGUUUGCUGGCCAGCGACAUGGGCAGACGCUGCCGAACUGUGGUGUGUCCAGCUCCCGUGUCCAAGCACUGUCGGCUGAUAGUUCCCCCAGGCGCCUGUUGUCCUUUGUGCGCUGGAGGAGCUUUUCGUAUCAUUUACUCCAGGAAGCAGUUUGAUCGCGCCAUGUAUGGCCUGCGAGCGCAGAGCACCACGUUGCUGACCCUGCAUGGAGUGCUUCAGCAACUGGAUGGCCUGGUUCAGGUCAGCGAGUGCCAGAUGACAGGGUUCCUCACCAUGGAAGUGGGCAUCUUUGUGGCCUUGGUGCCAGCCAGCAGUGUCAAGCGACCGUCGCGUCUCCAGUUAGAGGCCUGUGCCCGCGAGGCCGAGAAGAUAUCAUCGUUGAUCAACGCCCAAUCACCCAGGAUCACCACGAAUCUAGCGUUAUCCUGCCUGACGGUGUCACACCUACUAGAACCCACGCCAAAUGGAGCAACCGCCAGCAGUGGUUAUCACACCACGUGGUUGGUGCUCCCCCUACUUCUGUUAGCUUUUAGAUUAAUCUUAGCUUAGGCUAGGCUGUUAGGGAGCAGAGGAGCCUGUAUGAUUUGACUCAAUCAAGUGAAUUCUUGGUGCCAAUUAAUCGGUUAGUAUAAGGAGAUGGAAAGUGCCUUCAACUUGUUAGGAAUUGACCCCUCUAAAACCUUGUGAUAUUAGCUAAAAUUAAUUGUUAAGCUCGAAAGGGGCAGAUGAAGCCUUUAUCUUUAUCAUUAGUUUAGUUUUUGUGCAGGAAUGAUUAAAUUACUUAAUAGAGCAGGAGGAAUUUCACUCAAUGGUAAUGCUAUAAUUUUUAGGGAACCAUUCUAAAGUUGAUUAUAAUUUCUAGUCUAUCAGGAAUGCCACAGAAGUCGUUACCAAUUUUAAAUAAAUUUAAAGGUAAUUAAAAGUCACCUAAAAUUAUGCAAAAAGCAUUCUUUUGUAAGACAUUUUGUAGCUUACUUAUGGGCAUUAUUUAAAGCUAUUCGAAAUCGGUUAAGGUAUCUUAGCUAUGCUUAAUUUUGUAAAUGUUUAAUUUUAAAAACUCAAUACCAUUGAGGAGUAUUCCUGGUCUCCACAAAAAUAAUUAUUUUAUUUAUUUUUCAGAGAAAAAAAAUUAUUAAUAAUUUAUUUUUCAGAGAAGAAUA
This is a messenger RNA of Drosophila kikkawai, 4297 nucleotides long. It is a transcript of the gene Reck, whose product is annotated as Reversion-inducing-cysteine-rich protein with kazal motifs. The record is from RefSeq and is a predicted model, not a curated record. Gene Ontology annotation, biological process: extracellular matrix organization. NCBI's taxonomy places the organism in Eukaryota, Metazoa, Arthropoda, Insecta, Diptera, Drosophilidae. Gene Ontology annotation, cellular component: plasma membrane. Gene Ontology annotation, molecular function: metalloendopeptidase inhibitor activity; protein binding.